Messenger RNA from Varanus komodoensis (Komodo dragon), 1432 nucleotides. RefSeq names its product hypocretin receptor 2 (gene HCRTR2). Gene Ontology annotation, cellular component: membrane. Gene Ontology annotation, molecular function: orexin receptor activity. The transcript has 7 exons. Gene Ontology annotation, biological process: feeding behavior; G protein-coupled receptor signaling pathway; circadian sleep/wake cycle process. The coding region runs from base 1 to 1335 and encodes 444 amino acids. The record is from RefSeq and is a predicted model, not a curated record. Lineage: Eukaryota; Metazoa; Chordata; Lepidosauria; Squamata; Varanidae.
AUGUCUGUAACUCAAGCGGAGGGUGGCUCCCCAUCGUGUCUGAAUGGGUCCUCCAACACAGAGCUGAAUGGAACGCAAGAGCCUUUUGGGAACCCAUCUGCGGACUAUGAUGAGGAGGAAUUUCUACAGUUUCUUUGGAGGGAAUAUUUGCAUCCCAAAGAAUAUGAAUGGGUCCUGAUUGCUGGAUAUAUUGUUGUGUUUCUUGUAGCUCUCAUAGGAAACAUUCUGGUUUGUGUUGCAGUAUGGAAAAAUCAUCACAUGCGAACAGUUACCAAUUACUUCAUCGUCAACCUCUCACUGGCCGACAUCCUUGUCACCAUCACAUGUCUUCCAGCGACUUUAGUGGUGGAUAUCACAGAGACCUGGUUCUUUGGAGACAGCCUCUGCAAGGUGUUCCCUUAUUUGCAGACUGUGUCUGUCUCGGUUUCCGUGCUAACCCUCAGCUGCAUUGCGUUGGAUCGAUGGUAUGCUAUUUGCCACCCUUUGAUGUUUAAAAGCACGGCCAAGAGGGCAAGGAACAGCAUCAUCAUGAUCUGGAUUGCAUCUUGUAUCGUCAUGAUUCCCCAGGCAAUCGUCAUGGAAUGCAGCAGCGUGUUCCCCGGAUUAGCCAACAAAACCGUCUUGUUCACCGUGUGUGAUGAGCACUGGGAAGCUGAUGUCUACCCCAAAAUGUAUCAUUCAUGUUUUUUCCUGAUAACAUACAUGGCCCCACUGUGUCUCAUGGUACUGGCCUAUUUGCAGAUAUUUCAAAAGCUGUGGUGCCGACAGAUUCCAGGAACGACAUCGGUGGUGCAGAGAAAGUGGAAGCCUUUGCAGUUUGCAGCGCAGGCCCGAGAGCUGAGGCCAGCAGCCAAUCUGAGGAUUAGCGCUGUGGCUGCUGAAAUCAAACAGAUCCGGAUCAGGAGGAAAACAGCGCGCAUGCUCAUGGUGGUGCUUCUGGUGUUUGCCAUCUGUUACCUCCCAAUCAGCAUUCUCAACCUAUUAAAAAGGGUGUUUGGGAUGUUCAACAAUGCUGAUGAUAGAGAAACUGUGUAUGCCUGGUUUACAUUCUCCCACUGGCUUGUAUAUGCAAAUAGUGCAGCAAACCCAAUUAUUUAUAACUUUCUGAGUGGGAAAUUCCGCGAAGAAUUUAAAGCAGCUUUUUCCUGCUGCUGCUUUGGCAUUAGACACCACCAUGAUGAACGACACAGAGGACGGACAAGCACAGAAAGUCGGAAAUCCUUGGCCACUCAGCUCAGCAAUUGUGAUCAUGUUACAAAGCUGUCAGAACAUGUUGCUUUGAGCAACAUAAGUACACUACCAGCGAAUGGCACUGGAUCCAUUCACAUCUGGUAGCAAAUUAGUGUCUGUGUCAUUUACCACCAUUGUAAACUAAGAUCUCUGCAUCUGAUCAUAGAAACGGAUAACCAGAACAUUACGGAAGCAAAUGGAA